AUGCAGACUGCUUCUACAAACAUUUGUGAAAGUCUGUGCAAUAAGUCCAUCCGUGAAAUUUCCUUGCUACUAAAUAUUCCACAGUCAACUGUUAGUGGUAUUAUAACAAAGUGGAAGCAACUGGGAACAACUGCAACUCAGCCAUGAAGUGAUAGGCUACGUAAAAUGACAGAGCAAGGUCAGCACAUGCUGAAGCGCACAGUGUGCAGAAAUCGCCAACUGUCUGCAGAGUCAAUAGCUAAAGUCCUCCAAACUGUGGCCUUCCAAUUAGCUCAACGGUGCAGAGAGAGCUUCAUGGAAUGGGUUUCCAUUGCUGAGCAGCUGCAUCCAAGCCUUACAUCACUAACUGCAAGGCAAAGCAUUGGAUGCAGUGGUGUAUAGCAUGCCACCACUGGACUCUAG
This is a messenger RNA of Staurois parvus, 402 nucleotides long. Lineage: Eukaryota; Metazoa; Chordata; Amphibia; Anura; Ranidae. The record is from the annotation of a GenBank genome assembly.